Messenger RNA from Odobenus rosmarus divergens (Pacific walrus), 10708 nucleotides. RefSeq names its product seizure threshold 2 homolog (mouse) (gene SZT2). Gene Ontology annotation, cellular component: peroxisome. Bases 1 to 10104 code for a protein of 3367 amino acids. NCBI's taxonomy places the organism in Eukaryota, Metazoa, Chordata, Mammalia, Carnivora, Odobenidae. The record is from RefSeq and is a predicted model, not a curated record. The transcript has 71 exons.
AUGGCCUCGGAGCGCCCGGAGCCGGAGGUAGAAGAAGCUGGGCAGGUGUUCCUGUUGAUGAAAAAGGAUUAUCGAAUCUCCCGAAAUGUCCGCCUGGCUUGGUUCCUCAAUCACCUGCAUCAAACUGUGCAGGCCACACCCCAGGAGAUGCUGCUCCAGUCUGAGCAGGAGUUGGAAGUCCUCAGUGUCCUGCCCCCUGGGUGGCAGCCAGAUGAACCAGUGGUCUCAAGGCCAUUCCUCCUUGUACCUUCCACCCGGGUCACCUUCCUGGCUUGGCAGUAUCGAUUUGUCAUUGAGCUCGACCUGAGCCCGUCUACUGGCAUUGUGGAUGAUUCCACAGGAGAGAUCUUGUUUGAUGAAGUUUUCCAUGCCCUCUCCCGCUGCCUAGGCGGGCUGCUUCGACCCUUCCGCGUGCCCGGAUCUUGCAUCGACUUCCAGCCUGAGAUCUACAUCACCAUCCAGGCCUACUCCUCAAUCAUUGGCCUGCAGGCCCACCAGGUGCUGGUUCAGGGCUGCCUUUUGGACCCUUCCCAACGGGAGGCAUUCCUGCAGCAGGUAUACGAGCAGCUCUGUCUCUUUGAGGAUAAAGUGGCCACCAUGCUGCAGCAGCAGUAUGACCCCCAGAGUCAGGCAGAGGACCAGUCCCCAGACUCAGGGGAGCCCCCAGGCCGGAAGGUGGGAGUCUCCAUGGUGACAGCUGAUCUUGGGCUGGUCAGUAUGAUUCGUCAGGGCAUCUUGGCACUGCAGUUGCUCCCCUCAAACUCUAGUGCAGGUAUCAUUGUGAUCACAGAUGGGGUGACCAGUGUCCCUGAUGUUGCUGUCUGUGAGACAUUGCUGAACCAGCUCCGCAGUGGCACCGUGGCUUGUUCCUUUGUGCAGGUGGGAGGAGUUUACUCCUAUGACUGCAGUUUUGGCCAUGUGCCCAACGUGGAAUUGAUGAAGUUCAUCGCAAUGGCCACAUUUGGUUCUUACCUGUCCACUUGUCCUGAGCCGGAACCAGGCAGCCUGGGUCUGACUGUCUACCACCGGGCAUUUCUCCUCUACUCCUUCCUGCGCAGUGGAGAAGCCCUGAACCCCGAGUAUUACUGUGGCUCUCAGCACCGCCUGUUUAAUGAGCACCUGGUCUCCGCAAGCAGCAACCCUGCCCUGGCUCUACGUCGGAAGAAGCACACCGAGAAGGAGGUGCCUGCUGACUUGGUCAGCACAGUGUCUGUACGGCUUCGAGAGGGUUACAGUGUCCGAGAGGUCACACUGGCCAAAGGAGGGUCUCAGCUGGAGGUGAAGCUCGUGCUGUUGUGGAAACACAACAUGCGCAUCGAGUAUGUGGCUGUGGCGCCCUGGCCCCUGGAGCCUGAGGGCCCUCGAGGAACACGGGUGGAAGUGACAAUGGAAGGGGGCUAUGACAUUCUGCAUGACGUGUCCUGUGCACUAAGGCAACCCAUUCGCUCACUCUAUCGUACCCACGUUAUCCGACGGUUCUGGAACACGCUGCAGAGCAUUAACCAGACGGACCAGAUGCUAGCCCACCUUCAGUCUUUCUCUUCAGUCCCAGAACAUUUCACGCUUCCGGACAGCACUAAAAGCGGAGUGCCGCUCUUCUAUAUCCCGCCCGGCUCCGCCACCCCGGUGCUCUCCCUUCAGCACAGUGGGUCCGACUCCUCCCACGCCCAGUUUGCGGCCUACUGGAAGCCGGUGCUGUCCAUGGAUGCCAAUUCCUGGCAGCGCUGGCUGCACAUGCAUCGCCUGGUGCUCAUCCUGGAGCACGACACACCCAUCCCCAAGCACUUGCACACCCCCGGCAGCAACGGUCGCUACAGCACCGUGCAGUGCAGGAUCUCGCACUCCUCACUGACCUCUCUGCUUCGGGACUGGAGCAGCUUCGUGCUGGUCGAGGGCUACUCCUACGUGAAGCUGCUGUCCAGUGCCCCUGACCAGCCCCCCUCCUCCUUCUACAUGGUCCGCAUCAUUUCCAAGGCCCCGUGCAUGGUCCUUCGCCUGGGUUUUCCCAUCGGCACACCGGCCCAGGCCCGACACAAGAUUGUGUCAGGCUUACGGGAAGAGAUCUUGCGGCUGCGUUUCCCCCACCGGGUGCAAAGCAAGGAGCCAACACCCAAGGUCAAACGGAAAGGGCUGGGGGGCAUUGGUGGGGGCAGCUCUCCCUCCAAGUCCCCCCCGAUGCUGGGCCCGCAGCAGGCCCUGUCCGACCGGCCCUGCCUUGUGGUCCUGCAUAAGCCCCUGGACAAGCUACUCAUCAGGUAUGAGAAGCUGCCCCUGGACUACCGGGCACCCUUCUUACUGACACUGGAGCCACCAGGGCCACUGCCAUUGGUGUCAGGCCGCUCAGCCUCUUCUAGCCUGGCGUCGCUGUCCCGCUACCUCUACCAGCAGCGCUGGCUCUGGAGCGUCCCAUCGGGCCUGGCGCCCGCGCUGCCGCUCAGUGCCAUCGCACAGCUCCUGUCCAUCCUCACUGAAGUCCGACUCUCCGAAGGCUUCCACUUCGCCUGCAGUGGGGAAGGAAUCAUCAACAUGGUCCUGGAGCUUCCAAUUCAGAAUGAGCCCCUGGGGCAGGCUGCAGGCGAAGAGAAGCACACCUGCGUCGUCCAGUACAUUCUCUUCCCCCCACACUCUACCUCCACCAAAGACAGCUUCUCCACAGAUGACGACAACGAUGUGGAGGUGGAGGCCCUGGAAGGAGACUCGGAGCUCAACCUGGUCACCGAGGUGUGGGUGGAGCCUCAGUAUGGACGGGUGGGACCCGGCCCUGAGAGCUGGAAGCAUCUCCAGGACCUGACAUACUCCGAGAUCCCUCGAGCUCUCCACCCUCGGGAUGCUGCGUGCAUAGGCUCCAUGCUGAGCUUUGAAUACCUGAUACAGCUGUGCCAGAGCAAGGAAUGGAGUCCCCUGCUCCCAGAGCCAAGGGUCUCUGAUGGAUUGGACCAGGGAGGAGAUACCUGUGUCCACGAGAUCCCUUUCCAUUUUGACCUAAUGGGACUGUUGCCUCAGUGUCAACAGCUCCAGAUGUUCUUCCUUCUGCUUUCCAGAGGUCCAGAGGAGCCAGGGAUCCUAAAGGAUCGAGCAGUCAGCAGCACCCAAGCCACUGGAGACUCAGCGCCUCCUGCCCUGGGUGGAGGCCCUCUUGAGCCUCUCAAGCCUCUCAUCUCUGCCCAGCCCCCUCAGUGGCGCUGCUAUGCAAGGCUUCUGACUCCCCAGCAUGUGUUUCUGACUUUCCUCCCAGCUACCUUCUCAGAUGUCCAACAUCUGGCUGCCUAUGGCCUGGAGGGGCCCUCUCCAGAGGAGACAAAGCCUAAGUUCGGGGAUUGGAGUGGGGCCGCCAGCCUGAAAGAUCUGGGAGGACCUGGGGUGAGGGCUGCAAAGGCCCAGGUCCCCAUGCUCAGUGUCACCCCAGCCGGCGACACUGCCCAGAACCCAGGAGACCUAAGCCCGCCUUUCCGUCGGGAUUUACAAGCUUACGCUGGGCGUCAGGCUCCACAGACGGAGGGUGCAGAUGGUCCGCGGACCCGGUGUCCUGUUUAUAUCUAUAGCUGUGCCCUGGAAGCGCUGAGGGAGCAAAUGGUUGGCCUGCAACCCCCUCAGGCACCCCGAGACCUCAUCUUCCGGACUCAGUUCCUCGACCAACCCUCCCCAUCCUCAGCCUGGAUGGAGCCCAGGUUCAAGGAGGCAGCCAACCAUUGUGCCUUGCUGCAGGAGCAUGCACAGCGAUGCUACGUCCGUGGGCUGUUCCGGAGUUUGCAGCAAGCACAGAGCGUUUCCUCACAGGACUUGCUGAUAGCGGUCGAUGCCUGUGAGGAGCUACUACAAGAAGUAGACAUCACCCCUUUCCUGCUUGCACUGUGUGGCCAUACUCGGGGUUUGCCCCAGGCACCCCCAAGCCCUGGGCCUCUCAGCCCUGGGCCCUUCAGCAGCAGUAUCGAGGAGGGCCCUGAGCCUCAGGACCGAGCUGUCCUGGCUUCUGAGUCCAGCAUAGAGACCGAGGACCUCAGCGAGCCUGAGUUUCAGAACAGCCGUGUCCCUGGCAACCCAGACCCUAGCCUGGAGAUCUCUCUGACGGAUGUCUGCCAGCUCAGAGGAGAGGCACAUGAUGCCCUUCAUAGCCUCAUCCAGGAGAAGUUCCUGGAGAUCAGCGGUCUCCACUUCCGCACAGUGCCCUCCAAUCCACACUACUUCUUCUACUGCCCUCCAUCCAGCCGGCGAGAGGAUGAGGGCCCCCGGGACCCAGCAGACAGAAAAGUCAGUGACCUGGAGUUCUCAGAGGCUGAGCUCAUAGGAGAAGAAGGAGACAUGUCAGCCUGCUGUGUGGUCACCGAGAGUGACCCAGAGCUCGAGGUGGAAUACCGCGAGAGCCGUGAGCCAGACCUGGGGCCAGCGGGGCUCGACUCUGCCUCACUGUCAGAUGCAGACACCGUGAACCCCGAUGAAGACUCCUUCAGUAUCCUGGGGGGCGACUCACCGACGGGGCCCGAGAGCCUGGUGCGUGACCUGCCGCCUCUCUUCCUGCACCUCACGUGCUCUGUGCGGCUGCACGGACAACACAGCUCAGUACCCGUGUGCAGCCUGCCCACGUGCCUGGGCCAGGUGCUUUCCAGUCUGGAGGGCCCCCCCAUUGGAGGCCGAGUGCCCCUGAGGGACCUCAGUGUUACUCUGGACGUCUUUGUGCUGACCUUGCCUCUGGAAGUGGAGCUUCCCCCGACCUCGGACCCUCAGCACCACCGGUCCACAUCUGAAAGCAGUGCUUCAUUCCCACGAUCCCCAGGGCAGCCAUCAUCUUUAAGGUCGGAUGAUGGCCUGGGGCCCCCACUGCCACCCCCAGAAGAAGACAGGCACCCCGGACUAUCCAACUUGGCCACACCCCACAGACUGGCUAUUGAGACCACCAUGAGUGAGAUCCACUGGUUGCUGGAGGAUGAGAUGGUGGGGGCCCUCCGAAGAGGGGGCAUCCCCCAGAGCCCUGCGCUGCAGCGGGCAGCUGCCCACAUCCAUAGCUCUCCUGGACGCUCCACCUGCCUUCGCCAGACCCUGCCACUGAGUUUUGUGUUUGGGCCAGAACGUUCCCUCACACAAUUCAAGGAGGAGUUUCGCCGCCUGCGCCUCCCUGGCCAUGUUCUUCUUGAGGAUCCUGACAGUGGCUUCUUCUUUGUGGCAGUUGGCCAACAGCCAGGUGCGUCCCAGGGGGAGCCCCCUUCAGCAGCCUGGGCUUGGCACAGCCAUGAGGACAGGGCUGAAGGCAUCGAAGGGGAGGCCCUGACAGCCAGCCCCCAAGCCCCUGGCUCCCCAGAGGGUUCUGAGGGCACCACCCUCCUCAGCCUGCCACAGGGAGGGAGCCAGCCUGGGCCCAGCCGGGGGCUGAGCCUUAUGUCCAGUCAGGGCAGUGUGGACUCCGACCACCUGGGUUACGAUGGCGGCAGCAGUGGCUCAGACAGUGAGGGUCCCAAUGAGACCCUAGGGGAGAAGGCUCCCUUCACGUUGCGGACCCCGCCUGGGCCAGCACCUCCACAGCCUUCGCUCUCAGGCCUCCCCGGGCCCUGUGUGCCUGACUUCUGGCUCAUCAUUCGGGUGCUGCAGGAUCGUGUAGAGGUGUAUGCCCACGCACGGAGCCUGAUUCGGGAAGAUGGGGGGCCAGGCACCGAGUGUCGCCACCUGCAGCAGCUCCUGGUGAGGCGAGUUGGGGAGAUCUGCAGGGAGGUCAACCAGCGGCUGCUUCUGCAGGACCUCCAUGACAGUCACGUGUGUAACUCUCUUCUGGUGGCCGAGAGCGAAGAGGAUCUGUGGCGCAGCGAGACCCCCUUCCACUCCCGUCAGCGGGCACCGCUGCCCAGCGAUGAUUACGCUGCUGAUGAGAGCUGUGCACCCCGAGGGUACCUAGCCGCCACAAUGCAGUUUGUCCCUGGCCAUUUCUCCUGUGACGUUGUGUGGGGAACCGUGAUUCGAGUCCAUUCGCGCCUGAAAAUGGGGCCCAGCAUGGGGGUGUCUCGGGCCAUCCAGGCCCUGCGCUCCGUGCUCAAUGCCUUCUCUGUGGUGAACCGGAAGAAUAUGUUUGUCUAUCAGGAACGAGCAACGAAGGCUGUGUACUACCUGCGGCUCCUGGAGACCUCCUGCAGCGAGCGGCCAUGGGAAGGUGAUGCGCUGCCCCCCUCCCUAGCUCUGUCCCGAAGCCAGGAGCCCAUCUACUCUGAGGAAGCUUCGGGUCCUCGUUCUCCCCUGGACAUGGCUUCUGGCCGCAGUGCCGAUGCUGCUCGUCCUGUGGGCCAAGUGGACAGGCAUAUCCAGCUGCUGGUGCAUGGCGUAGGACAGGCAGGUCCUGAGAUCACCGACGAGCUGGUACGGGUCCUGCGUCGGCGCCUGGACGAGGCCACCCUGGAUGUCAUCACGGUCAUGCUUGUUCGGAACUGCAAGCUGACACCCGCUGAUGUGGAGUUCAUCCAGCCCCCCGGCAGUCUCCCCUCAGAAGUGCUGCAUCUGGCCCUCCCUGCCUCCUGCAGGCCCUGGCUUCCUGCCCUGGCCUGGUACCUGCGGCAGAACCUGCUCAUCUUCCUGCACUCUCCCAAGUACACAGACAGCAACAGCCGCAACCAUUUCCAGCACCCACUACCACCACAGGGCGGCCUCCCUGACUUGGACAUCUACUUGUAUAACAAGCCUGGUGGACAGGGCACUGGCGGCAAAGGAGUCGCCUGCAUCACGCUAGCCUUCGUGGAUGAAGGGGGGAGCCCCAUCUCACUGGCAUCAUGGCCCCCCUCCUCUCCGGGGCUCCUCGACCCACUGCAAGAGGAGGAAUUUGAGCAGCUGACCCAGGUCACUCGCUGUCCAGUCGUGCCGGACAGUUCUUCAGCUCACAGUGGGGCCCCAUGGCUUCGACUGGACGUGUGGGAGAAGGGGAACAUCAGUAUCGUGCAGCUGGAGGAGAAGCUACGGGGAGCAGCCCGCCAGGCCCUGGCCGAUGCCAUCAUGGAGCUGCGGCUGCUGCCAGCCUCGCUGUGUACAGAAAACGCAUCUCCAGGAAGUCUCCGGAGCGGGUCGUUGGAAACCAAGAGCCCUGCGGGCCGAGCUAGCACCUUUCCCCCUGGCCCUGGCCCUGGGGAGCCUGUGACUCCCCCCAGCAAAGCUGGCCGCCGUAGCUUCUGGGAUAUGCUGAGUAAAACAGAAUGUGGGGACUUGGGUUCCCCCAAAACAACUGAUGACAUUGUCCUGGAUCGGCCAGAAGACACCCGGGGCCGGAGGCGUCACAAAACUGAAAGUGUUCGGACUCCAGGUGGAACUGAGCGGGCACCAGGCCCAGAUUCUGGAGCCCAGAGACAAAGGCGCAGGACCACACAGCUAGAAGAGGGUGAGGUGGGGACCCUGCAGCCUGUGUUUGCUCAUGUGACUCAGCACUGGAUGGAGUUUAUGGUUCAGAUUGGUUGUGCCUCAGUGUCCAGGAGCUCCACCCACAUGGUGUCCCGAUUCCUCCUUCCAUCUGUCCUCUCUGAGUUCACCACUCUGGUCACCUCCAUGGCUGGAGACACCAGUGUCCGUGUCUUUGAGCAGCAUUUGGGUUCAGAACCAGAGAUCUUCAGUCCUUGCUCCCUUGGACAACUGGGCCCAACGCCACGCCCGGCAGUGGAGCGGCAUCUGCUGCUUCUGGGAAGGAACUUCUUGCAGUGGAGGAGACCAACCCAGCAGGCUGCCAAAGCCGUGCAGCGCUUUGAGCCGGGAGGCGACGGGAGCUCCGGGCGAAGUGCUCCCCGGCAGAGGUUCUUGCUGAUGGAGGUCGUGGACAAGAAGCUGCAGCUGCUGACCUACAACUGGGCUCCAGACUUGGGAGCGGCGUUGGGCCGAGCGCUGGUUCGCCUCGUGCAGUGGCAGAACUCGCGUGCCCACCUCAUCUUCUGCCUCCUCAGCCAGAAGCUUGGGCUCUUCCAUCAUUACGGCCAGUUGGACUUCCCGGUGCGGGAUGAAAAGGAGCCAAACCCAUUCCUCCUGCCAACCAUGGAAGCCGAGACCCUCAUCCGGAGUGCAAGCCCCCCCCUGAGCCGCGAACAGGGCCGGCUGAGUGCAUCCUCUCGGGGCGGGGGCCCCCUUCCCCUGGACACAUUCCCCUUCGAUGAGGCCCUGAGGGAUAUCACAGCUGCCCGCCCCAGCUCUUCACUCGGCCCUGUGCCCAGACCCCCUGAUCCUGUCACCUACCAUGGACAACAGUUCCUGGAGAUCAAGAUGGCAGAGCGCAGAGAACUGGAGCGCCAGAUGAAGAUGGAGAACCUGUUUGUGACCUGGCAGCAGCGUUCUGCCCCAGCCAGCAUGCCCAUCAGUGCUGCAGAGCUGGAGACCCUGAAGCAGUCAUCCCGCCUGGUGCAUUACUGUGCAACGGCCCUGCUCUUCGACCCAGCUGCCUGGCUGCAUGGGCCCCCCGAGACCUCUGGGCUCCCCGAGGGCCCGCGGCGCCAUCGCCCCGAGUCAGGGGCUGGGAGCCGGGAGGCCCCCGCAAGCUGCGAAUCCUCAGACGCGCCUCCGCCAGGAGCCCGGGAGGAGCCUUGGCUGAAGGAGCUGAGCUUGGCUUUCCUGCAGCAGUACGUGCAGUAUCUGCAGAGCAUGGGCUUUGUGCUCGUGCCGCUGCGGCCCCCCUCACCUGCCCGCAGCACCAGCCGGCUGCGGGCCAUGGCCAUCCUUGGAACAGAGGGUCGCGGCUCCUUCUCCUGCCCUAAAACCAAGACCGAUGGGAGCCCCAAGAGCACUGGCUCUCCGGUCACCACCUACCACCUGCAGCGGGCACUGCCCGGGGGCAUCAUCCUCAUGGAGCUGGCUUUUCAGGGCUGUUACUUCUGUGUCAAACAGUUUGCCCUAGAAUGUUCCCGGAUCCCCAUGGGGCAAGCUGUCAACUCUCAGCUGUCCAUGCUGUUCACGGAGGAAUGCGACAAGGUGCGGGACCUGAUGCAUGUACACUCGUUCAGCUACGACUUCCACCUGCGCCUCGUGCACCAGCACGUUCUGGGCGCCCACCUGGUGCUGCGGCACGGCUACCACCUGACCACCUUCCUGCGGCACUUCCUGGCCCACCACCCCGACGGGCCCCACUUCGGCCGCAAUCACAUUUACCAAGGGACACUGGAGCUCUCCACACCACUCAUCGCUGCCCACCAGCUGUAUAACUACGUAGCUGACCAUGCCAGCUCCUACCACAUGAAGCCAUUGCGGAUGGCUCGGCCAGGAGGCCCAGAACAUAACGAAUAUGCCUUGGUAUCGGCGUGGCACAGCUCCGGCUCCUACCUGGACUCUGAGGGGCUUCGUCACCAGGACGAUUUCGAUGUGUCUCUGCUGGUGUGUCACUGUGCUGCACCCUUCGAAGAGCAAGGAGAAGCCGAGCGGCACGUUCUGCGGCUGCAGUUCUUCGUGGUGCUCACCAGCCAACGAGAGCUCUUCCCCAGACUCACCGCGGACAUGCGCCGGUUCCGGAAGCCACCCAAACUACCCCCUGAGCCAGAAGCUACUGGGAGCUCAGCUGGUAGUCCGGGGGAGGCCUCGGGAUUUGGUCUGGCCCCUGGACCAGCUCCCCUGUUCCCCCCACUGGCCGCAGAGGUGGGGGUGGCACGGGCACGGCUGGCUCAGCUGGUCCGGCUGGCUGGAGGGCACUGCCGUCGGGACACCCUCUGGAAGCGCCUCUUCUUGCUGGAGCCUCCGGGGCCUGACCGGCUACGGCUAGGGGGGCGCCUGGCCCUGGCGGAGCUGGAGGAACUCCUGGAAGCAGUCCAUGCCAAAUCCAUUGGGGACAUUGACCCCCAGCUGGACUGCUUCCUGUCUAUGACAGUCUCCUGGUACCAGAGCCUGAUCAAGGUUCUCCUAAGCCGCUUUCCUCAGAGCUGUCGCCAUUUCCAGAGCCCAGACUUGGGAACUCAAUACCUGGUUGUGCUGAAUCAGAAGUUUACAGACUGUUUUGUGCUGGUGUUUCUGGAUUCCCACUUGGGAAAGACGUCUUUGACAGUGGUUUUCCGAGAGCCCUUCCCGGUACAGCCGCAGGACAGCGAGAGCCCCCCCGCCCAGCUGGUCUCCACCUACCACCACCUCGAGUCCGUCAUCAACACAGCUUGCUUCACCCUCUGGACCCGCCUCCUCUGAGGCCCAAACCAGUGAAUGUCACCGUUCCUCGAACCAUGGGGGCCUGGAAGAUUGCCCACUUGAAGCAGGACUGACCAGCCCUUCUGGGCCCGGACACUGAAGGACACCAAAACCUUUGUGACUAGAUCUCAGGGGUCUGCGGCCCCAGCCUCACAGUGGGAGCUGCCCUCCUGAGCACUUGCCACUGCUGACCGGCCCAGCGCUCCAGAGGGGCAGAGCAACUCCCUGAGGUGCGCAUCUCCUUUCAGGCCCCUGGGCCCUUCUAGAAAGGGACUACGCCUUCCUACUCACCUGGUGUAGUCCCAGGAGUUCACACCAGGUGGCAAGCACUCUCCCCGAGAGCUCCUCUGCCUGAACGCUGCCUCCAAGUCUCGGAUUGCCGUCAGCCACUCCACCCCCACGUUGAGCCCUCUGGUAUUAAUUUCCCACUUGAACAUCAUUGCUGGACGUUGCCGUUGAGAUAUGACACCUUGGUUCCAAUGUCAGCCCUGCCUCUGAAGCCUCUGUGACCACAGGCCAGUCCCUCAGCUCUCUGACCUGCGGUUUGUGGUGUGUAAAUGAAGGGGUGGACUCAAAAACCCCCGUGUGCACAGGAGAGUGGAGC